GUGCUGUGUAGAAAUAUUUUGAGGAAAGUCACAAGACAAACGUUACCUCCGUUCCACUGGCUGGGUGGGCAUCGAUGUCCUUGUCCAAAGCGAUGCUCUGCACUGCAGUGCUACUUCUCCUCCACUGUGUGGCGCUCUCCACCUCCUCCUCCUCAGUCUCUACCUGCCCUCUGGCCUGUCUGUGUGAGAGGGGUCCCCACAUAAACUGCUCCUCUCUCGGCCUGCGAGAAGUGCCUCUGCGUAUCCCAGCGACUGUCACGGCCCUCAACCUAUCUCACAAUGCCUUGGGCUCUCUGCCGCCUCUGUGGCCUGGCCCUGGAGGUCUGGGGGGGCUGCGCUACCUGUGGCUGGGCCAUAACAACAUGGAAUCGCUGUCACUGUGUGUGAGGAGAGUUAAAGUGGGGCUGAAGGCCUCCUCCGGAGAGGGGUGUGUGUCCUGGGCCCCUGCGUUAGAGCGGCUUUUUGCUGACGGGAACCAAAUGAACCAGGUCCCUAAGGGACUAGGGGGAAGCAGCCACCUGCGAGUGCUUCACCUGUCACAUAACAAGAUCUCUGCGCUCAGCCCCUCGGACCUCCAAGGCUGUGGACACCUGAGGGAGCUUCACCUGCAGGGCAACCUCAUCAGAACGAUCCACCCCCUGGCCUUCAAAGACUUGCAGGAGCUUCAGGUUCUUGAUCUGCGUUUCAACCUACUCACCACCAUACCAUCACCAGUGUACCUAUCUCUGCUGAACCUGAGAACCCAGGUGGAUCUGAGUAGCAACAGGUGGAGGUGUGACUGUAACCUGCGAGGCAUGCGGAACAGGAUGAUGCAAAUGGACCUGGACCUGACCUCUCAGUCGUGGAGUCUGGUUUGCUCAUCACCACUACACCAUGCUGGGAAACAGCUUAUACAUCUGAUGGAACAGGACCUUACCUGCCCAGCUCUUGGAUAUGGCCAUGUUGACCACUUCGAUGAGGUCGCAGAAGAGGGUACCCAAGUCCUGCUUCCCUGUGGCACCAAAGAUCAGGAUUGUUCUCAAGCCCUUUGGUGGACUCCUCAGGGACAAGCCACUGGAAACCAACAUGGUCUGCCGAUCGCUGAUAUCUCAGAGACAGAUGCCGGGCUUUAUGUGUGUGUCUCUGGACAACAAGAGGAGCAUGUGUCUGUUUUUGAUCUCCACGUUCUUCAAGAGGCAGCAGGGACUAGACUAAGGCGAGCAGCCCAACACACCGACUCAUUUUCUGAAGAAGAGAGUAAGAGGACCCAGGUGAAAGCAGCUGGAAAGACAUUGGGAGAGUUCAACCUGGCUGUCUGCCUAUCCGUUUUCAUCACCUUCAUCUUAGCCUUUAUUCUUGGUGUUCUCCUCAGGCCAUGCCUAGACACACUGUGGAGGAAGAUUCGCUCUAAAAAAAGCCCUUCCAUCCCGUCGGAUGCUCACAGUGAUGUCUCCGCCCAAUAUCCAGCUAUUUAUGAUAACGAGGGGUUUGCUACGGCUGAAGAUCCAGAUGAGGUCCGUGUGGGUCAGAGAGUCACCUUCUCAGAGGUCACAGAACCAAUCUAUGACACAGCUGCUAAUAAUGACGAUACUGAGUCGAUACGAUCAUCUGAAAGCAGUGUUGAAAAUGAAAACCUGUAUCAAAAUGAUGGCCCAAACUCUGUGAUGGUGGAGAACCUUGAAACGCAUCAACAGAGCAGCAGGGACGCCCAAGAGCCUUUAGAUUCAGUGCAAACUGAGAAACAAGGAAGUGGAACCUCAGAGAAAAACAAAGUCAUGGAGUUUGAGCCUAUUCCUGAUCCACAGGAUGCUAAUAGCAUAUCAUCAGCGUCCUCUUUUGCAGGUCAGGAUCAGGAGACACCCGAUAAUAUCUAUGAAAAUGUAUCACUCGCUACACGAAAGACCGAGGGAGGUGAGCCUCAGGUAGAUAGAACUCUUGAACAGACCAUAAACCAACAAAGCAGCUUAAGUCGAGGAGUGAAACCCGUGGCUUUUCCUGUAUUCACUCCUGAGCCGUUUACAGAAUGGGCCCCCCAGCUAAUGGAAAAGAGCAAAGACCAAACGAAUCCCUUGGAUCCUGAGCUAUGGAAUGACAGUGGGGAGAGUUUUUCAUUCACUGAUGGAUCUGAAAGAUCAAGCAUGCGAAACAAAUCAAACAGCCUACCAGUGACCCCAACAGUUGGGGUGCCACCACCUGCAGACAGGAACAGUGAUGUAGCUACACCACUGCCAAUACCACUUGGGGUGCAAGCUGAUGAAGAUGAGGUGCCUGACGAUAUGCGAUAUGAUGAGAUGUCAAGGCCCAGUAGCUCCACUGACAGUGUAGACAGUAUGGAAGACCCAACAGAAUAUACUGUGAACCCAGAGGAAGAGGAAGAAGAGACUGCAGACACCACUCUCACAAGAAAUAUGAUUCCCUUACAGUCGGAUGUAACAGUUGCCUCCUCAAAGCAAGAUGACUUCUUAGGCAACCGUUCUAGAAUAGACACCAUCAUAUUAGAACCGGAGGACAUUCAGUUUGCCAUCAUUCAUGACGGUUCAGACCACGGACCGUUUGACGAGGGUCCAGUUUUCUCAGACGGAGAUUAUGUAAGUGAAAUAAGGCCAGCAGUCCCCCAGCUACCAACUUAUCCAGCACGACCUGAUACGUUUUCUAGCAGUGAAGAUGAAGAGGAACCAAAGAAAUACAACGUUCAUCCCGCCUACAGGAGGAGGCCAGUCCUCCACUCGGCCAACAGUGAGUCAUACUCUGAAAGGGCAAGUGAUGAUGAGGAAGAGCCGAUGAAGUAUCAGCCUCGGACUAACACAUCAAAGGGGGUGUCAGUGCCCCAGAUAGAGAGCAGACCGAUUACAAUAAAUACAUCAUCUCCCAAUGCCACCAGCGAUUGGCCAAUCAAACGCCCAGACAGAGUCCUCAACAUAAACUUUGACAAUUCUGCCACCAACACAGAUGACUUUGACACAACUAACAGUUUGUUUGGGCCUCCUGGUCACCCACCACCCCCUUCACCGAUAGAGGGAAUGAUGGAGGGAGUUUCCCUGGACCAAAUACCGCUGCCUAAAAGAGCUCUCGUCUUUGGGGUGAAAGACAGUGUGGACCACAAGCAAGUGCCAGAGACAGCUAAGAGGCAGUCUAGUUUGAGUUCCAAAUCUGGAGCAGUAGUUAUGCCAGAUCUUACUGGUUCUUGGCCUCCUGGUCACCCACCACCCCCUACACCAUUCCAGAUAGCGGGAAUGACGGUGGGAGUUUCCCUGGACCAAAUACCGCUGCCUAAAAGAGCUCUCGUCUUUGGGGUGAAGCACAGUGUGGACCACAAGCAAGUGCCAGAGACAGCUAAGAGGCAGUCUAGUUUGAGUUCCAAAUCUGGAGCCGUAGUUAUGCCAGAUCUUACUGGUUCUUGGGUGUCCAGUCAAUCUAGACCAAGUGUCCCAUCCCAGAACUCUGAAAGCUCGGAGGAAGAUUACAAUUCUGCCACCAUCACAGAUGACUUUGACACAACUAACAUUACUGGCAAAAAGAGCAGCUUGUCUUGGUCUCCUGGUCACCCACCACCCCCUUCACAGAUAGAGGGAAUGACGGAGGGCGUUUCCUUGGACCAAAUACCGCUGCCUAAAAGAGCUCUCGUCUUUGGGGUGAAAGACAGUGUGGACCACAAGCAAGUGCCAGAGACAGCUAAGAGGCAGUCUAGUUGGAGUUCCAAAUCUGGAGCAGUAGUUAUGCCAGAUCUUACUGGUUCUUGGGUGUCCAGUCAAUCUAGACCAAGUGUCCCAUCCCAGAACUCUGAAAGCUCGGAGGAAAAUUACAAUUCUGCCACCCUCACAGAUGGCUUUGACACAACUAACAGUACUGGCAAACGGAGCAUCUUGUUUAGCCCCCCUGGUCACCCACCACCCCCUACACCAUUCCAGAUAGAGGGAAUGACGGUGGGAGUUUCCCGGGACCAAAUACCGCUGCCUAAAAGAGCUCUCGUCUUUGGGGUGAAGCACAGUGUGGACCACAAGCAAGUGCCAGAGACAGCUAAGAGGCAGUCUAGUUUGAGUUCCAAAUCUGGAGCCGUAGUUAUGCCAGAUCUUACUGGUUCUUGGGUGUCCAGUCAAUCUAGACCAAGUGUCCCAUCCCAGAACUCUGAAAGCUCGGAGGAAGAUUACAAUUCUGCCACCAUCACAGAUGACUUUGACACAACUAACAUUACUGGCAAAAAGAGCAGCUUGUCUUGGUCUCCUGGUCACCCACCACCCCCUUCACAGAUAGAGGGAAUGACGGAGGGCGUUUCCUUGGACCAAAUACCGCUGCCUAAAAGAGCUCUCGUCUUUGGGGUGAAAGACAGUGUGGACCACAAACAGAGAUACCAGCCACCUCUGACCAGUCAAACGGAUGCCUCAGGGAAGCUUAAUUCCAGGCUUGAUGAGACAACAUCAGAAGGGCAACGCAAUCAGGACUGGAAUACAUACGGGCUCAAUGCACCGAGAAGAGCCAUGGAUGGGUUCACUGCCUCUUCCCAGACAUCUGCCACCUCUACAGGCCUGGACGCAGGAAGUCGAACAUCCCUCUCUGGCUAUGGAGGGGCAAUCCCCUACCACUCGGGUCACACCUUCCGUAGUGUUUCCACAGGAAGUGCUGUCUCAACGAGCACUACUCUCAGGUCCUCUGACACGAGAGAUGGAAAUCAACUUCCCAUUAUACAGAGGCCCAAGCGUGUCCUUCAGUUUGGGAUAAAGAAAGAUGAGGGUGAUGUGUAA
This is a messenger RNA of Clupea harengus (Atlantic herring), 4718 nucleotides long. RefSeq lists its product as uncharacterized. The coding region runs from base 75 to 4718 and encodes 1547 amino acids. Gene Ontology annotation, molecular function: protein binding. The transcript has 7 exons. The record is from RefSeq and is a predicted model, not a curated record. Gene Ontology annotation, cellular component: extracellular matrix. NCBI's taxonomy places the organism in Eukaryota, Metazoa, Chordata, Actinopteri, Clupeiformes, Clupeidae.